CUUCAAAUUUUCGAUGUUUUAAUUUUUUUUAUUUUGAAUUAUCUAAUUUAUUUUUUAUCCCGCGUUUUGGGAACCUCAAAAUUCACAGUAAAUUGAAGCCAUGAAUCACAUCGCCAUGCAAAUUUCCUCAUUGUGUGCCAAAAUUUUGCAACCACAUCAAAAUUUUGUUCAACACAUUGUCAGGUACUCAAAUAAAAUCCGUGAAGCGGGAAAAGCCAAGGAAAAUGUUCACUUUUUAAAACAGCGAGCGCAACUGAAGGAGUUACAAAAAAAGAUAGCUCUCAAAAAAGAUGAAAUUAAAAAGAAAAUAAAUAACCUGGAUUCACAAAUUGAAGAAAUUAAAAAGAAGAAUAGACGGGAGAAGAAAAAAGAAGAAGAUCAAAAUUAAUAUAUUAAAUAUGAGUUUAUCAUUUUUUUAAAAAUAAAACCCAAAGUAUGGGUCUUUAAAUAUUGUUUUGAAAUUAUAAAA
Messenger RNA from Drosophila nasuta, 469 nucleotides. RefSeq lists its product as uncharacterized. The record is from RefSeq and is a predicted model, not a curated record. Bases 101 to 388 code for a protein of 95 amino acids. The transcript is spliced from 3 exons. NCBI's taxonomy places the organism in Eukaryota, Metazoa, Arthropoda, Insecta, Diptera, Drosophilidae.